Spinacia oleracea (spinach) is the source of this 893-nucleotide messenger RNA. RefSeq lists its product as uncharacterized. The record is from RefSeq and is a predicted model, not a curated record. NCBI's taxonomy places the organism in Eukaryota, Viridiplantae, Streptophyta, Magnoliopsida, Caryophyllales, Amaranthaceae. The transcript has 2 exons. Bases 64 to 864 code for a protein of 266 amino acids.
UAUCACCUACCCCUCCGCACCGGUGGUUGGAUCGAGGAUACUCCUUUCAAGAUUCCACCGCAAAUGAAGCCAUGGUUCGAGACUCCUGGCGGCGAACCUACCGACCAGUUUUAUCCCACCAUUGACCUGUUGUGUGGGGAGUCGGUGGCUACUGAUUCGGCUAAGGACGGUGGCGACUUAGGCUACCGUGCCUUUAAAGAUUUGAUUACGCCUGCUGACAGGCCACAAGGUCAGAUUGAUGCCCCUGCUGCUCAACACUUUAAUGACCUCUACAAGGCCGUUCAGUCCAGCAUGGACCUGUACUACGUUUACCGCUGGAACCAGCUGCAGCUGACUCAGAAUAACAUUGAUAUGGCCGAUUUGAGGAAGCGGGCUGAGGAUGCUGAGUCUUUGCUGGAAGACAGCAAGAAGAAGUUGGAUGCUGCGGCUUCUGAUUUGGAGGCGGCUAAUAAACGGCUCAGUGAUAUUGAGCCAAAGCUGCAGGCUGAGGCUGAGAGAGCAGACGGUUUGGAUCAACAGCUGGCAAGUAUUAAUGCAAGCUUGCCGGGCGUAAAGAAAUCUGCCGCCAAGAAAGCCGUUGAUAAACUUCUCCAGUCUGACUGGUUUAACGACAUUCUGACUUUGCGCCAUAACGGCGGUUGGUGUGCUGCACAUCGGGUCGUUUGCCAUGUGAAGAAGCUGGACGAGGAUGGCUGGCAAGAGUUUGAAGAUGGUUAUGAGGAGAAAGAGUUGUAUAAGGUUGCAACCGGCUUUGAGCCUCAGGAGCUACCCGAGGCGGUGAUUUGCAAUGCUAAUCAGAGGACCCUGCCUCCUUUGGAUGUUCCGGAAGCAGCUUAUUGGUCUGAUGAUGAGCCUGCCGUUUGACGGUUUCGGCAGUCAUCACCUUCCUCCUC